Molecule: messenger RNA, 4161 nt
Organism: Lolium perenne
Lineage: Eukaryota; Viridiplantae; Streptophyta; Magnoliopsida; Poales; Poaceae
Biological process (GO): protein phosphorylation
Molecular function (GO): ATP binding; protein binding; protein kinase activity
Source: RefSeq, a predicted model, not a curated record
ACACAUGACACCCUCCUCUUCCAACUUUACAAUGUCAGCGGCUCUAAAACCCUUUGGUUUAGCUUAGUUUAGCUUAGCUUAACACGGCUGGCUCCACUGCUGCUGGCCGCCACCUAAUCCGCCAUUUGCUUGCUUGUUUGCUGCUCCAUCCAUCGUCUUUUCUCCAUGGAGAUAUAAAAAUUGCACCCAUGGCCGCCAUGACCCCCUCUUCUUCCCCCUUCAGAGUUUGUGAGUGUGAGUGAGUGAGUUAACCUCGCCACCAAGCCAACUAAAAGUUGCGAGGCACAAGUGCUAUGUUAUUAUCUAUCUACUCUUCCAACACAAGCAAGAACCAAGAUUUGCUUGUGUUGUGAUUUGUGACAUACCAGCGUUGGCUAGCUAAUUCUAUAGCACCACCUCAUCUUUCUUCUCUUAAUCUCUUCUUGGGUACUGGAGAGUGCAGAAGUGUCGAGUGUAGCGGAUGCCUCCUGACAUGGGCGGCGGUAGGUGGAGGAGGGGCCACGUGGUGCUGUGCUGCGCGCUCGUCAUGGCGUGCAUGGGCGGCGCCCUGGCCCUGGACGCGCAGGGCGCGGCGCUGCUGGCGUGGAAGCGCACCCUGGGCGGCGACGGCGCGAGGGCGCUGGGCAACUGGGACGCGUCGGACGCGUCGCCGUGCCGGUGGACGGGCGUGUCCUGCAAUGCCGGCGGCGGGGUCACGGAGCUGAACCUGCAGUUCGUCGACCUGCUCGGCGGCGUGCCGGACGACCUGUCCGCCGCCAUGGGCGCCACGCUGGAGCGGCUGCUGCUCACCGGCACCAACCUGUCGGGCCCCAUCCCGCCGCAGCUCGGCUACCUGCCGGCGCUCAAGCAGCUCGACCUCAGCAACAAUGCGCUCACGGGGUCCAUCCCAGCCAGCCUCUGCCGGCCCGGGAGCAAGCUCGAGAGCCUCGUCGUCAACUCCAACCACCUCGAGGGCGCCAUCCCGGACGCCAUCGGCAACCUCACGUCCCUGCGCGAGCUCAUCUUCUACGACAACCAGCUCGAGGGCGCCAUCCCGGCCUCCAUCGGCCAGAUGGCCAGCCUCGAGGUGCUCCGCGGCGGCGGCAACAAGAACAUCCAGGGGGCGCUCCCGACGGAGAUCGGCAACUGCGCGAACCUCACCAUGCUCGGCCUCGCCGAGACCAGCAUCUCCGGCCCGCUCCCGGCCAGCCUCGGCCGGCUCAAGAACCUCGACACGCUCGCCAUCUACACGGCGAUGCUCUCCGGCCCGAUUCCGCCGGAGCUCGGGAAAUGCGGCGCCCUGCAGAACAUCUACCUGUACGAGAACGCGCUGUCCGGCUCCAUCCCUGCGCAGCUCGGCGCCCUCGGCAACCUCAAGAACCUGCUGCUCUGGCAGAACAACCUCGUCGGCGUCAUCCCGCCGGAGCUGGGCGCGUGCACGGCGCUCAACGUGGUGGACCUGUCCAUGAACGGCAUCACCGGCCACAUCCCGGCCACGCUCGGGAACCUCUCGUCGCUGCAGGAGCUGCAGCUCAGCGCCAACAAGGUGUCCGGCCCGAUUCCGGUGGAGCUCGCGCGGUGCACCAACCUCACGGACCUCGAGCUCGACAACAACCAGAUGUCCGGCGGCAUCCCUGCCGAGAUCGGCAAGCUCGCGUCGCUGCGGAUGCUGUACCUCUGGGCCAACCAGCUCACGGGCACCAUCCCGCCGGAGAUCGGCGGCUGCGUCAGCCUCGAGUCGCUCGACCUGUCGCAGAACGCGCUCACCGGGCCAAUCCCGCCGUCCAUGUUCAGGCUGCCGCGGCUCUCCAAGCUGCUGCUCAUCGACAACGUCCUGUCCGGCGAGAUACCGCAGGAGAUCGGCAACUGCACGUCGCUCGUACGGUUCAGGGCGAGCGGCAACCACCUCGCCGGCGCCAUACCGCCCCAGAUUGGUAAGCUCGGCCACCUCAGCUUCCUGGACCUCAGCUCGAACAGGUUGUCCGGCGCCAUCCCUGCCGAAAUCGCCGGAUGCCAAAACCUCACGUUCGUCGACCUGCACGGCAACGCCAUCACCGGCGUGCUGCCGCAGGGGCUGUUCCAUGGAAUGCUUUGGUUACAGUACCUGGACCUCUCGUACAACGCCAUUGGCGGCACGCUGCCGUCGGAGGUUGGCAUGCUGGGCUCGCUCACGAAGCUCGUCCUUGGCGGGAACCGGCUGAUCGGCCACAUACCGCCGGAGAUCGGCUCGUGCACGCGGCUCCAGCUCCUGGACCUCGGCGGCAACUCGCUCUCCGGCCCGAUACCGGCGAGCAUCGGCAAGAUCCCGGGCCUGGAGAUUGCUCUAAACCUCAGCUGCAACGGCCUUUCGGGUGCCAUCCCGAAGGAGUUCGCGGGGCUCACACGGCUCGGCGUGCUCGAUGUGUCGCACAACCAGCUCUCCGGCGAUCUCCAGCUGAUGUCAGCUCUCCAGAACCUCGUGACGCUCAACGUGUCCUUCAACAACUUCUCCGGCCGCGCGCCGGAGACGGCGUUCUUCGCGAAGCUGCCCAUGAGCGACGUGGAGGGCAACCCGGCGCUGUGCCUGUCCCUGUGCCCCGGCGACGCCAGCGACCGCGCGCGGCGCGCCGCCCGCGUGGCCACCGCCGUGCUGGUCUCCGCUCUCGUCGUCCUCCUGGUCGCCGCGGCUCUCGUCCUCUUCAGCCGCCGGCGCGAGCGCUCGAUCUUCGGCGGGGCGCGGCCCGAGGACGACGGCAAGGACGCGGAGAUGCUGCCGCCGUGGGACGUGACGCUGUACCAGAAGCUGGAGAUCAGCGUGGGCGACGUGACCCGCAGCCUCACCCCGGCGAACGUGAUCGGGCAGGGCUGGUCCGGCGCCGUGUACCGCGCGAGCGUGCCGUCGACGGGCGCCAGCAUCGCCGUGAAGAAGUUCCGGUCGUGCGACGACGCGUCCGCGGAGGCGUUCGCGUGCGAGAUCGGCGUGCUGCCCCGCGUGCGCCACCGCAACAUCGUGCGGCUGCUCGGGUGGGCCUCCAACCGCCGCGCGCGCCUCCUGUUCUACGACUACCUCCCGAACGGCACCCUCGGCGGGCUGCUGCACGGCGGCGCGGCGGGGAUGGUGGUGGAGUGGGAGGUGCGGCUCUCGAUCGCCGUCGGCGUGGCCGAGGGCCUCGCGUACCUCCACCACGACUGCGUGCCGGCGAUCCUCCACCGCGACGUCAAGGCGGAUAACAUCCUUCUCGGGGAGCGCUACGAGGCGUGCGUCGCCGAUUUUGGGCUCGCCAGAGUCGCCGACGACGGCGCCAACUCGUCGCCCCCUCCGUUCGCCGGAUCGUACGGAUACAUAGCUCCCGAGUACGGAUGCAUGAUCAAGAUCACGACGAAGAGCGACGUGUACAGCUUCGGGGUGGUGCUGCUGGAGAUGAUCACUGGGCGGCGGCCGGUGGAGGCGGCGUUCGGCGAGGGGCAGAGCGUGGUGCAGUGGGUGCGGGAGCACCUCCACCGGAAGCGCGACCCGGCGGAGCUGGUGGACGCGCGGCUGCAGGGUCGGCCGGACACGCAGGUCCAGGAGAUGCUGCAGGCGCUCGGGAUCGCGCUACUAUGCGCCAGCGCGCGGCCCGAGGACCGGCCGACCAUGAAGGACGUGGCGGCGCUGCUCCGCGGGCUCCGGCACGACGACGGCGCCGACUCGCGGAAGACCAGCGGCGCCGCGAAGUGGGCCGAGCCGAGGACGCCGGGUAAAUUGCCGCCGACGGCCCUGCCUCGCCCGGCCGAAACGCAGACCCGGCCCCACUCGUCGACGUCGAGCUCGCUGGCCUACUCAACCACCGGGAGCGUGUAGCCUAGCUAACUGGCCGAAACUGACUCCAAACGCGGCACUGUGGCGCCUGUGACACCGCGUCGUCGAGCGGAGGUGGCGCCGUCGAACUCCGGCCCGCCGGCCGGACAGGGUGGGAUCGACGCAUCAUCUGUAUGCGGUCCGGAAGGUGGCGAUUGAGGUGGGGAACGAGAAGGAAGACGCCACCACACCACAGCAAAGCAAAGCAAGCGACCAAUAAUUCCUCCGUCUCUUGUGUACCAUAGCACACCAUAGCCAACGCCUGACGAUGAUGCCGACCAUGCAUCGCAUCUGGCUCAUGUAUCUAGUACAUUGUCAUCCUGUCAAAUCUCUAUCUCUUGGUGUGACAUGACAUGGUGACGCUC